CCCGUCAAAAGCCAAUUACAUACACACAAUGCACAGAAUAUAAACUUCCGCCCCCAAAGGGGCAUAGCGAGAAAAACUGAGGUCCAGAAGGGCAACUCUAAACUCGGUAUCUCUAUUUUUUUUUUUUAAGAUUUAUAAUUAUAUUUACAUGAGUACACUGUUGCUGUUUUCAGACACACCAGAAGAGGGCAUCAGAGCCACCAUGUGGGUGCUGGGAUUUGAACUCAGGACCUCUGGAAGAGCAGCCAGUGCUCUUAACCGCUGAGCCAUCUCUCCAGCCUGUAUCUCUAUUCUUGAUGUCAAAGGACUUAUAAGACGGUUCUUUGUGUCUCCCACUCCUUCCAGAUUUCCUAACUGCAACAUGCUUCUUUCUCUUGGGCUGGCUCCACAUCCUGUCUGUAGCUCUCCUUGGCAGAUAUCCCAUGGCUUUGGACUCCCCAACAUCUUGGAGUCUCCAAGGCAAUCCAGGUUUUACCUUCACAGAUUCAUACAAUGGUCUCUCUGGGCUUUCAUGCUACAUGCCUGAUCUCAGAGGCAUUCCUUAAUCAUGAAGAUUCACCUCCCCUCUUUUUGUAUUCUUAUGUCUUUAAGUCUAGAACCACGUGACUCAAGUGCCAAGUCACAACUGCUGCUGGGGAUAAACCCUGGCCCUCUUCAUCUGCACAAGCUGUGACCGGUUGUUUUCCUUCCUGUUUCCAAGCUGCUGGGUUAUCUGGGGUGCUGUGCUGUUCUGAGUGUGAGUUCCUUUAUUCCAUUUAGCAUCAGGCUUUUCUUCAACCCUCUGAUCUUGAGCACAGGACUUGGCCCCGACAAUGCAGUUCUUGGCGUUCUUCUUCCCCUUAAACUGUUCAUUUUGCAUUUCUUUUGUAACUGUUAGGAACUGUCCACAUUCCAGUACCAGGUGUGACCCCAGCCUGCCUUCUGUGACUAGGAGCCAGCAGCCAUGUUACCCAGCUGCUAAAUUUGACACAUUUCACUGCUAUCACGAGUUGAGUGCCCUUAAUAAAGCCCAUGCCAUCCUGGCCCUUCCUCUCCUAUCUCCACUCAAAGUGCGAUUUCACCCCUCCCCCCAAUAAAUCUCAUGCUCCGUCUGUUGUGUAAUGUGACCUUUGUGGCAUUAAUUGGCCCCUACCUGCCAAACUACCUUUUUGCCACGCAAAACUCUAAUAGUUCCUCUUGACCCUUUUCUCUGAGGAUCAACAUAAGAGGAUGUCUUCAAAUCUCCUUUCCCAGUGACAUUAAUUCAGAACUCUUUAAUUCAGCCUUAGGCAGACUUUUAGGGCAAAGGCAGUCACCUUCUUUGCCAAAAUAUCCCAAGAAUGGUCUCUGGGUCACUUGCUAACAUGCUUCCCUUCUGAAACCUCUUAAGCCAGGUCUACACAAUUCACAUGGCUCUUAGCAACACAGUGCCAAGCUAAUCCUCCUACCAAUGUUAUGUUCAAAGUGGAUCUCCCAAUUGGCAGUGCUGGUAGCAUUGUCCUAAACAGAAGGACCUUGGCCAGGUAAACAGAAGGGCUGCUACUGUAUAAACACGCUUAAGGGUUUAUGUUUACUGGAAUAGCAGAUCUCUUCAGGCACAUUCUGUGUGCCUAGAACCCCCAUUAAUCAGCUCAAAGGUCAACUUCCUAGAGCAAGGGUACCUAGAUCCCAUCCAUCUAAACAGCCUUUAUCAACUCAAAGAUGCCACCCUGUUGACUUAUAUAGUUCUGCUUGCUUUUCCACCAUUUUGUUUCCCAACCCCACCCCAAGACAGCCUUGGCAGUUUGGUUCCUAAUAAACCUUCUUUCUACCCGUAGGAUGGUCUAGUUUGGUGGUUUCACUGCGACUUUACUCAAAAUGGACUAGGAUGGUCCAUUAAGUCCUGCUUCAAUUAUUCAAGUGCUUUUCUAGGCUAGAGUUCAAGUCUUCCACACUCCUCCAGAAAGCAUCAACUAUCAGAGUAGUACCCUAUUCCUUGGUACCAACUUUCGUCUUAGCUACUGCUGAUGUGAGGAGACAGCAUAAGGAAGGCAACGUUUAAAGGAAAGCAUUUAACUGGGGAUUGCUUACAGUACCAGAGGAAUAGUCCAAGGAAACAUGGAAGGGAGUGUGGCAACAGGCCUGGUACUGGAGCAGAAGCUGGGAGCUCACAGGACUCACAAGUUGCAGGAAGAGGGAGAGAGACAGAGAUAAACACACAGAGAGAGGAGAGACAGAGACAGACCAGGCCUGGCAUAGGCUUUUUAAUGAAAAUGGCCUCCAUUCAUGUAUUUCAAUACUUGGUCCCCAGUCAGCAGAACUGUUUGUGAAGGAUUAGUAAGGUUGGCAUUUCUCUGUGUGUUACUAGGGGCAGGCUUUGAGGUUUCAAAAGUUUGCACCAUUCCCAGAUAGCUCUCUCUUCCUUGUGGCUACUGUCUCAAGGUUUAGGCUCUCAGCUACUGCUCCAGCAGAAAGCCUGCCUGUCUGCUGCCAUACCCUGUCCCCAGCCUGGUCAUAGACUCACUCUCUGGAUCUAUAAGACCUCAAUAAAUUAUUCUCUUAGUUGACUCAGUCAUGGGGCCUCUUCACAGCAAAAGAAAAGUAACUAAUAAUACAUAACCCAAGAUGAAAAUUAUCCCCUAUUUCCCCAAAUCCGUCCCACUGAACACCACUCAAUAUGUUCUCCCCCAACCUCCCUGCCAGACUCUGACAACCUCUGCUGUGCUUUCUGUCCCACCAAAUUGCCUUUGCAGGAAAGAUCAUAAACGAAACCAUGUAGUAAGCAAGAAACCAAUAUAAAUGGGAACAUGGAGUAUAUUGCUAACUUCUCAGCAUCAUUUGUGCUGGACCCAUUGUGUGGAUGCAUCUGUGUUCACACUGAGUGUCAUGUAGGUUAACAGUUACUACAAAUACACAUGUAUAAGCUUUUGUGCGAACAUCUAUUUCUCUUCUCUUGCGCGAACAGGAAAGAGAUCAAGAGAACAAAUGGUACCAUUCAUUAAGCUAAAUUAAAUUAUUUGGCUUUUUGAGACAAGAUUUCACUCUGUAACUCAGAUUGGCCUUGAUCCUCCUGCCUCAGCUUUUGAAGUGGGCAAGCCAUCACACCUGGCAAACUUAAUAAGAAGUUAGCAACUGUUUCCCAAGGCAAUUGAAUCACUUCGCUCCUUCAUCAUUAGUAAUACCUUUAAAUUCCUCAUAAGCUUGCUAUGUUAGUAACCACAGCCACUGUAACGGUUUUUGCUGGUAUCUCAUUAUGGGUUCAAUUUACUCAACCCUAAUGGACAAUGGCACUGAGUUAGAUGUUCUGGAACUGUGUCAAAGUAGAGUGCUAUUUGAAAGAAUCUUCCCAAAUAGACUAUGAACUUGCCUUUCCUUUUAGGGUUCCUGGUUUCAAGCUUUUCUCUAGUAGAGAUAACAGCAGCCCCCGAUGCUGCCUUAAUCUCCCAGGAAAGUUGCCAAAAUUUCAGUUUAGAUUUGGCUUUACUUCAGAGGAAGCAAAAGAGUAAGCUAUGAAUCAUUGGGGUUUUCUUAAAAUUUCUUAUUGUGGCAGACAUGAGGAGCUUUAUAUUUCUGCCUUUUACCAUCUCUCAUUCAUUCACAUAUAUAUAUAUAUACAUAUAUAUAUACAUAUAUAUAUGUAUAUAUAUAUAUAGGUUAUCCAGAAAAUGUCAUCUAAGCUCAUGUUUUAUUCUAGAAACUAUUAUUCCUCCCCAUUAGCCCUCUCUUCAACAUUUCUCAGGGAUUAUACUACAACUUGAUCUCAGCAAAUAUCUUCUCUAAUGUGCAUGAAGAGGAUUAAUAUUCUUCACGGACUAUUUCCCAAAACUCAGUCCAUAAGAAGAUACUAGGAAGCAUAUCUCAGUAUCACUUGGAGGGAGAUGGGAAUAGAAAGACACAGCUAGAGAUGAGGUAUUUCAAGGGGUGAGAGGACGCUGGUUGGUAAUGAAGUAGAUGAAACAGUAUGGGAUAAGCAAUGCAGUUCAAUGUUGGUGUUUAGGGUAUGUUCUAGAAUUAAAUUUCCUUUAGAAAUAAUGAAUUUUUCACUGUCUGAUGACUCUGUUCCAUAAAAACUCAUCAGUGAAGAUUCUGACAGUAUAGUAAGUAUCCUUAUACUUCCAAAGUAUGUUUCAUUCUUUUAUUUAAAACACACAUAACAGUGUUCAAUAUUAGCGAUGGGAGAAUAUUGUUUAUCCCUCCAUGGUUGACCUGGAAAAUGAAGACAUUAUCAACAGUCUGAAAACCACAACUGCUGUUAAGACCUAAGGCUAACCUGUAAGUCUCCCUUGCCCAAGGGCAGAUAACCGCCUGGAAGGUUGGGUGCUAUGCUUCUUGGGAAAUUACAAGCCACAUUUCUGCUUCCCUUCACAGGUGUGUUUACACUAGAUGUGCUUGACUCGACAUGGUAGGGGUGGGGGGGGUGGUUGUAGGCAGGAAAUACGUCAGGACGUUUGCUAGCACCUGAUUGGGCCUGAUGAGAAAUACAGUGGCCAUGGGCUUUUGCAUUAAGACUUUGCAAAGCAUGAUUUAUGACAAUUUUCCGGGACCCCAGAGAUGGACCUGGUAAGAGUCUAUCAACCUGGCCGUAUUUGCUACAACUUGUCCUGAAAUUGUGGAACUGGUUUUCUACUUGAGUUUCAGGACUGACACUAGCGUGGUCUGUAUUUAUGCUCCAUGUUAGUAAGUCAGCAGUGAGCACAUCUGAUUUAUAGUGUAAGAAAGAUACACAUUGUUGAAAUAAAUCUAAUUCAGUAAUGCUGUGGGCUCUUGAUCUUUCAAAAGACACUUUAUUUAAUUACUAUGUGUAUGACAUAUGUGGCACAUUGGGCAAGCGGAGGUUAGAGGACAGCGUUCAGGAUUUGGUUCUCUCCUUCUUUGACAUGGGUUCUGGGGAUCAAACUCAGGUUAUCUGGCAUUGAUCCAUCUUCCUGGCCCUGGUCUGUCAUUCUUUACACAUGCUGAUGACAACAGGGAUAAAAUAAAGUCAAGGAAAAGUCUGUCUGUUCAUCUGUCUGUCUGUCUGACACACACACACACACAUACAGUGAGACAGAAAUGAAGUUGUAAAGCAGCUGUGAAAGGAAGCUACACAGGACAGUGUUUUAUUCCCAUCCCCUGGCAAUGGCUUUCAAUAAUUCCUCUGAAAAAAAUACUCUGCAGUAUGACAUUUCAAGACUUUUUGUUAACAUAAGGCUUUUCAUGACAGCCGUGUCUGCUCCUGACAGCACCGUGUUCUACCUGGAAGACGACGUUGAACGCUGACGAGCCUCCUUACGGAGUUGGCUUCAAGUGUGGCAAAGCUGCUGCCAGGCGGGGUUCGGGGGACAACAACAACAACAACAACAACUGGGGGGGACAAACAGCCCCCAAACCACCCUGCCCUGACUGCUGCCAGCAUGCUGUCCAAUCUGGACAAAUGGGAUGCAGGGGAGUCUAUCACUGAGCUCUGUAAAGACAAAGUAGGCAAGUCUUUCCACUCCUGCUUCACAGAAUGUCCGUCAGAGAUUCAGAAGGCUGAAGAUGAUGCUCCAACACAGGACACAGGGAACCUUGGGUGGCUGCCCAGUUAGCCAGGAACCUCAGCCAUUUCUAUAGAGACAAAGCUGCUUCCUCUGUACUUUCUAUUUAUUGAGGUAAAUUUUCUCCUUCUCAGGUCUCUGACAGGAUUGAAGAUUAGCUAGUUAUAGUCUCAUCAAACUUAAGCUGUUUAGGAUCUAAGAAAAUGAUUUAAGGUCUAAGAUGAUGUCUUUAGGUUGGUAAUGCAAAUUACGAUAGAAAAUGAUUUAGGUACAGAACUUGGUGCUUACCCAGAUAGAUAAUGGAGCACUUCCCCCACAGUUCUUAAAGGCAUGUGACUGGACACUGUGGAUAUAAUUCUUGAUAGUUUUCAUAAUUGUUCUUACUGUGGAUAGUUUAUUGAUACUAGAUAAAGAGCUCUUUAUUAGUUCAAAAGGGAGACACAUCUGGAUAAUCUCUUUUGCACUGUGUGUCACAUACAUAUCUGAUGGCCUAUUACCUGAGGCAGGAUUAGAGGAUGGGACAUCUGGUAGAGAGGGGAACUCUGGAAGAUGGGUGAGUGGGAAGAUUUGCCACCCGCACUUGGAGGAAGUAGAGGAGAGGUAACUAGCCAUUUGGCAGACAUAGCAUAGUAUAAACAGGUUACAAACUCGUCUGUGAAUAAACCUAGUUUAAAUACUACAUAAUAAGCUUCUGAGUCAUUAUUCGGGAACUGGAAUGCGGGUGGAUGCCUGUGGCUACAGGAGUAGACAGAGAAUCAGGUGAAGGCUUUAGGCAGUGGUCUGUGAUGAGUGUGAGUCCAGGCAUCCUUCCCUUGUCCCCUGCUUGUACCUACCACAGAAAAGAGUAUACAUUUUACACAGUUCUUUCAGUAUGUGGGUCCUCAUUAGGAUUGUUUUAUCUCUAGUUAUUUACAAUGGGUGAAGAGGAGGCAAUCUCCUAGUCACCGCAUUCAAGGUAGAACAAGCAGGGUCGCAAUGUAGAUACUUGGUUGAUUACUAUAAUAAUAUCACAAACUAUUAACAUGUGGUGUCAGGAGAGUAGCUUGCUCUUUCUGAGUCACUGAAAUAGUUUUAAUUAUCUGGCCUUGGGUUACAGAUAGCAAUUUAAUAUCAGUGUAACGAGAAACCCAAACAUUAUUAAAUCCUAGGAGAGAAAAAUGAAUGAUAUUGGUUAGGGAGACCUAGAAAGAUUAAUUUGCAUCAGUUGAAAAUGAGAAAAUAAAAAUUAUAAGGCUUACUUAGCUGGACACUGACUGGAGGGAAUAGGAGUAAUAGAUCUUUCUGCUGAAUUAGUUUCAUUAAAAUGAUAAAUAUGGAUCUUAAGCAAGUCCAAUGAGCCCCCGAAUUUGCCUUAAUUAUUCCAGUAAUACGUAAAGUUUGGAGAAAAACAAAUCAUUUAAUCCUGCUUAGUUAUUCCCUUCUAUAAACUUACUUUUUGGAAAACUAAAGGAUAACUAUUUGCUUUCACCUGUGUUUUGGAUUCCACAGGACCCUCUGGACAUAUUAUCUAUUACUGCAAGAACAAGACCUAGAAACAAAGCAUUAAUUCUGACUGGGGUGAUAUUAACUAAACCAGCAACCACAGCAGCAGGUAAUGGCUGGGAAGUUCUACAGAGCAGUUCAGCAGAGCCACUAAGAGGUCUUGUGAGAGGUGGUGACAUGUGGGCUGGGACCUCAAAGAGGCAAGGGAAGAACUGUCUAGGUGGAAGUUAAUGUCUGAACCCAAUCAAAGAAUAUGUUGUCUUCCUAAAGAGACUUCUCCUAAAACUUGUUGGUUCUUACAUUUCUAGCUUUAAGUAUUUCCACAAAAACAUGACUGGGCAAACUGUUAAAUGAUUUAACAUCUGGGAUGUUCUAUGAUUUUCAGAUGCAAAGUAUCUUUGGUCUCCUAUAAAGGCCAUCCAUCACCUCAACCACAACUGGUAGGAUUAGCGGUACAUGCAAUAUGCCCUUGUAUCAGGAACAUGUUUGAGCAAUGUGCUGCAAUCAUUACCCAACUUCAUUCCCUAAGAAGCUUUUUACACAUCAGAAUGCUUUACAGGCAAAUGUGAAUUUUAAAAUUGUAUAUUUUUAGACAAGAAGUACAAGGUGUUUUCUUGGUUUUUGACACUCUCGCUGUCUAGCCUUGGCUAAUCUAAACUUUUUAUAGACUAGGUUGACCUUGAUUGUGCUUCAGUACUCUUGCCUCUGCUUCCCAAGUGUUGGGAUCACGGGUGUGUGUCACUAUGCCCAAUGUGAGGCUUUUAGUCAAACUGUUUACUGUGAAGUUCCUAUGUUGGCUUCAGUGCAGAUCCUACCAGGCUGUAAGAAGUCGAUCCUGGGUUGGAAUAUCCCUCCCAUUUGAAAAAAGGCUGCACAAUAAGGAACAUUGAACAUGCAAGUAGUAAUUCUGGGGUUCAUUUCCUUCCUAUCCAUCAUUCUCUUCCUUCUACUCAACUAAUAAAUAAUUUAGCGAAACCUGAAAAGUCGCACCUUACUUCCUUAUUCCCAGGAUACCUUUAUUAAUACAAAGUUUCCCUUCUGAUCCUUUGAUCAAUCAUCCCUAGUCUUCCUACCAAUUUCCUGUUCGCCUUCUCUAGUUCUUCCACAUAGUUGUAAAAUUAUCUUCCUGAAAAUCAAAAAAAAAAAAAAUGAGUUUUUCCUCUUGCAUGUACUUGACAUUCUAGUGGGACAGAAUUGGGGGAGUAAACACCAGAAAGAUAAACCCUUGGAAAAACCAAUCCCCAAACUUCCAGACAAAUAUGUGACAAAGAAUCAUUAAAAGUAAUAAUAAAAAGAGAAGAACUCAAGAAGAGGUAGGGUGGGAUGGACAGUACAGGAAGGAAUGCAUUGCACACUGGUGACAUGGGAUGCUAAAUGCUGUCUCCCUGGCUGGAGACAUGCCUGGGGAGGACAGCUGGGUUUGAUGUCUUGGUGCAAACAGGCAGCCAGAAUAUCACAAUGCUGCAGAACGUCUUAGCAAGAGAGCACUGAAGACACGAGAGGACUGGACUCGGGAAGGGAUUAUUCUGAGCACUAAAGGGUCUCUGUGAGUUAGCAGUCCUCAGAAAGCAGAGGAGUCUAUGGACACUUUGUCAUGCGCUAUCUAGGAGAUAGAACAGGGCUGUCAUUGUUAAAUGGUCAGAAAACAGUAGUCACACAGUAGCUGAAAUACUCAGCUUUGUGAUUUAGAAAACCAGAAUAGUAAGAGUUGUGACUGUCACCAUAAAGGCCAAUGAGGAGAGUUAGGAAUUAAAUAUUUAAAUUGAACUUUGUUCAGAGCCAGCAACCUGAGAGGCCAGCAGACUAACACCUCAAAAGAUAUGCUGCCUGCAGGUCCCCUCCAGACAUCAGAUUCCACAGGGAGCUACUGUGGUUUGGGAAUAGUCAUUCAUUUUAGAACUCACUCUAUGUCGUCCCUCUUGUCAGCCAUAUUUAUGAGUCUUGUGAUUUCUGUGCCUCUCAUUGUCCCGCCUCGAGUCCUUCUCUAUUGGCUUCAGGCACUUCCUGGAAUGCUUUAGUUUUUGUGUGUUGGAUAUCAACUUUGUACUUCUUUACAGGCAUCCGGGCUGGCAGCAGGGGUUAACUUGAGAGAAACCAUUAGCAGUGCCUAAAAAGCUAUUAAUAGCAUGUGUGUGCAGACUCUAUAUUCUUUCUGUAAUGUCAGGUACAAAUGUGCCCUUAUAAUACAGAAUGUAAGAGUCUCUAUCCGCCUCUUCUGCCCACUCUAAGUCUGGAGGAUGUUCUUGUGUCGGAUGUAUUCAGACAUGACUGUGGGGAAUCUUCCACCUUCUCCACUACGGCCACAGUGGUCAUAAAUGACACUGAUGGUUGGUGAUUGUUUAUGCUUAAGAGGAUAUGUGCUGUAGCUGAUAAUUCGAGGCCAGAUGCUGUCAGACCCACCAAGGGUUAGCUGCAAGCACAGUUUAGUCUCUGGCCACGCAACAUCAUGGGGUUUAUUAAUUUUUAACAAUCAACUGACAAAACUCUUGCAGAUAGUUUCAUUUCUUGAAAAUGUAUCAGCAUUAUAGGUAAAGAGUUCCUAUGGUUUUAAUAGUUAUUUUAGUUAUUUCUCCACUGCUUUGAUGAAAAAAACAAAACAAAACAAAACAAAAAAACAAAAAACACUAUGACCAAUGCAGCUCAUUUAUCCGGGCUCACAGUUUCAGGACUAGAGUCCUUGAUGGUAUGAUACAGGCCAUGACACCUGAAGCUGGAAGCUAAGGGCUGCCAUUCCGAACUCGUCCUUGUCGUUGUCGAUGUCUUAGAAGCAGAGUGUGUAACCUGAGAAUGCUAUCCUGCUUUGCAACCUCAAAGCCUGACCCACAGCACUUCCAACAAGGUCACUCCCCCUAAAUCUACCUAAACAGCACCACCAAUUGGACUCCAAGUAUUGAAUGUCUGAGACUACAGGAGACAUUUAUCAUUAAAACCACGAAGACAAUAACAGCAACUGACUGCCCUGCAUCUCUGUUUUAGAGAGUAACUACAUCCCAGGAAUGCCCUGAACUUGUGACAAAGUUCUUGCCUCAGCCUCUUGAGGGCUGGGAUUACAGGUAUGAAACCCUAGAUGGAGAGCUGAGGUGUGGUGAAGAAAGAGUUAAGUGAUAAUGUUAACACUUAAGGAAUUUCAUUUUGUUUUCUCAAGAUCUAUGUGGGUGAAGGGAGCAGUCAGAGCAGACACAAACCUUUCUUAACUACCCAACACAAAUGUCACUUGUAUGACGGAAUGCCACAAGACCAAGGGCAACCUGUUCACUCCUGACUGCCUAAGGAUUAUAAUAAAGUAGCUACUGUAAAUUUCAGAAACUCCAGGUCUCAGUUGUCUGCCUACCUCAUCUUUAGAAACAUUAAGCUGCAGUUUGAGCACAUAUGUGGCCCUGAUGGGUUUGCACGGUGCCAGCCUCUCUUUUAAGGACUUGCUAAAAUCAGGAAGGCAUUCUCCGAUCUAACUCCACAGUCUGAUUCAACACACAUCUAUGAGAUUCAUUCAUAUUCUAUUUUAUUUUUAAUUCAUGAGUAGUGUUGCACUGAAUAUUUCAACUUCCUUAUUCUCCCACUGACAGACAUCUGGGCUCCUUGAGAAUUUUGCCAUCAUGAGUACACUUGAGAUGAGCAUUUCUGUUCAAGUCUCUGUGCCGAUGGAGGGCUUUAUUUCCUUUGGUGAACACAAGGUAUGGGUCUGAUGUGUCAAAGGGUAGACACUCAUUAGACUUACAGGAAACUGACAGGGCUGUACUUUCUGCACAAGUUUAGUUAGCUUCAUUUGCUCAAGAAAACAGCCAGGCUGGGUUGGGGAUUAAGCUCAGUGGUAGAGCGCUGGGUUGGGUCCUCAGCUCUGGGGGGGUGGGGAGGGAUUUCUUUAAAAAAGAAAACAGCCAGGCUGAGAUGGUGAAGGAUGGGUAAGGCCAUAACUCUGCGCUUCACGGAUGGCGUUCUAGUCACUUACGGGCAGAACAACGGGCAAGCGGGUAGGGAAAUAUUUGUAGGGAAAAGAAGCUCAGGCCGCACAAGUAUAUGAAUACCCAACAAAUCUUUGUCUCUGUUUUGAGACUCCAUUUCAUUAUGAUCAAGCCCUGGCAGUGGGAUUUCUGAAUAUGAAGACUUAAAAAGGGCAGUUUCUGAAAGAGAACCGUUAUUUGCAAAAUUCCAGUGGUAUCCUCAAUCCCCUCGGUAGCUUUUAAAUAUACCCUCCACUUUUCUUCAGCAGGGAGCAGUGGGGCUUCUCUUAAUGAAGAGUAGCAACCAUCAGAAACAAAUCGCCCUCUCUUUUCCUUUUGUUUCUUUUCCUCCACUCACCAUACAGACACAACUCUCCUGUUUUAGGUUCCUUAGCAUGGUUGAAAAUGUCCUCCAAAACUUACACUGAAAUUUGCUACAGCAACAGUAUGAAUGCAACGCUACAGGGAGGGGGUCCUUUAAGAGGUGAUGAGGACACUGGAGUUCUGCCACCAAAAAUGAAUUGCUACCACAAGAGUAUGUUCCUGAUAAAACCUGAUAGACGGUUUCCAGUGCUUUUACCCUGCCACUUAGCUGACACUGCAUGUUAUUCCACUUUCCCAAGCCUCCAGAACCAGAUAAACUUGUUCACAAUUUAAUGUCUGUAGUAUUGUUAUAGCAGCAGAAGGGUCUAAGACAACUAACUUUCCCUACCUUCUUUCCUGUGAAAGCUGACCUCUCCACAUCAGUGAACCUGUUACACCACUGAAAUUUAAGACUUCAGAAAGAUUGAGUUUACUUUCCCACCUUGGCCACCAAAGUCUGUCAUACCGGCACGGCACUAAUAUUCAUAGAGUCGACAGACUGGAUUUCAAGGUGUUAACAACAGUAACUUCGAGAGCCUGGAAUGUCAGGAUUACUCUUGUGUUCGAGAAACUCCCUUCCGGCGAGUGUACCUGAUCUGAUAACAUGCUUUCAUCCUGCAAUUGCCUGCAAAGGCAGCGUCACGCAACAGGUGCCUAGACAAAUGAGUAGGAUCACUGUUGUCACACAGCUAACGGGACCUUACUGGAUUGUCGCCCAUCACCCAAGGGCAGCGCUUCUGUCUCUCCCUCAGGCCUCUCAGGUGGAACUGGUUCUUCAGGUUCCCAAUUGGCCUCAGUUUCCGAGUCUGGGCUGAUGCUGGGGUGGGAAGUGAAGGGGGAAGAGCCAAGCUGCGCCUGGCCAAUGGCAGCUCUUGAACUUACACCUCCAGACGUCAGCGCGGCGGGGGGAAACGGAUGUCACACAGCUGGCUCGGAAGCGUCUCCGCCCGCCUCUGGAGAGGGGCGUGAGCCCUAAGGCGUCCGGGCAACCUCGCCGCGGGAGGGGCGCGCGGCCCUGUCAGCGCGCGGCCCUGCUUCUCCCCGGCGCUCCCCGCCCUGGGUGAGCCCCCGCGCGCCCCCGUCCGGGCGCGCCCCCGCGGCCGGCUCCGCCCCCCUCCCGGAGCGGGCGGCGCGCUCCUGCGGCGACGGGCCGUGUCGCGGGCGGGCGGGCGGGCGCGCGCGCGCCGCCGGCCGAGCCGCAGUUAAAAUGGUCCGAGUCGGGCCAGCGUUGCCCCCGCCGCGGCGCUGACCGACCGAACCGGCUGGCCUAGCCGGCAGACUCUCUCCCUCCCUCGCGUCCCCACAGCUCGCGCCCGUCCUUCUCCCGGCUCCCUGGGCAAAGCAUGUAGCCCGCGUCGGGCACCCGGGCGGCCCGCAGCUGACGCCCACCCCCGCCGUCGCGUGUGCCGGGUGCGCGGCGCGGGCGACCCAGCCAGCGGCCUGCCCAGCCGCCGGAGCCCGCCCCUCGGGCCUCCCUCUCCCGCCCCGUCCCGGUCGCCCUCUUCGGGGCCUUCUAUAUGGGCCACCUUCUCUCGAAGGAACCGCGUAACCGCCCGAGCCAGAAGGGGCCUCGCUGCUGCAGCUGGUGUCGCCGCCGGCGCCCUCUCCUCAGACUACCCCACCGGACUCCGGCCAAGGCGUCCCCGCAGCCCGCGGCGCCCCGGAGCCGGGACUGCUUCUUCCGCGGGCCCUGCAUGCUCUGCUUCAUCGUGCACAGCCCCGGCGCGCCCGCCCCCGCCGGCCUAGAGGAGGAGCCGCCGCUCUCGCCGCCGCCGCGGGACGGGGCCUACGCCACCGUCUCCUCGCAGCACCUGGCGCGGCGCUACGCGGCCCUGGCCGCCGAGGACUGCGCCGCCGCCGCUCGCCGCUUCCUCCUGUCCUCGGCCGCCGCCGCCGCCGCCUCCUCGUCGCCCGCGUCCUGCUGCAAGGAGCUGGGGCUGGCCGCCGCCGCCGCCUGGGAGCAGCAGGGCCGGAGCCUCUUCCUGGCCGGCGUGGGGCCCGUGCGCUUCCUGGGACCGCCGGCCGCCGUGCAGCUCUUCCGGGGAUCGCCGGCGCCGCCGCAGGCCGAGCCCACCACGGUCCUCGAGAUGGUUUGCAAGCGGAAGGGGGCCGGGGUCCCCGCCUGCACCCCAUGCAAGCAGCCCCGCUGCGGCGGCGGGGGCUGCGGCGGGGGCGGCGGCGGCGGGGGAGGGCCUGCGGGGGGAGGUGCCUCGCCGCCGCGGCCGCCCGAUGCCGGCUGCUGCCAGGCCCCGGAGCAGCCCCCGCCGCCGCUCUGCCCCGCGCCCGCCUCUCCCGCCUCCGAGUGUGCCCCCAUCGAGGCCGCCGCCGGGGACGCAGUCCGAGCCGGGGGCACCGCCCCCUCGUCUGCCCAGCAGCAGCCUGAGAGCGGCGACUCGGACUGUCAGGAGCCCCCCGAAAACCCCUGCGACUGUCACAGGGAGCCGCCCCCCGAAAUCCCAGACAUCAACCAACUGCCGCCGUCCAUCCUGCUUAAGAUAUUUUCCAACUUGUCCCUGGAUGAACGUUGUCUUUCCGCAUCGUUGGUUUGCAAGUACUGGCGUGACCUUUGUUUAGAUUUCCAGUUUUGGAAGCAGCUGGACCUUAGUAGUCGUCAGCAGGUUACUGAUGAAUUAUUGGAAAAAAUUGCCUCCAGAAGUCAGAAUAUAGUUGAGAUCAACAUUUCUGAUUGUCGCAGUAUGUCUGACAGUGGAGUGUGUGUUCUAGCAUUUAAGUGUCCUGGACUUCUUAGGUACACAGCCUACAGGUGUAAGCAGCUUUCUGACACCUCUAUCAUUGCGGUCGCCUCUCACUGUCCUUUACUGCAGAAAGUCCACGUAGGCAACCAGGACAAACUCACUGAUGAAGGACUCAAGCAGCUGGGCUCAAAGUGCAGAGAACUCAAAGAUAUUCACUUCGGCCAGUGUUACAAGAUCUCGGACGAAGGCAUGGUUGUCAUAGCUAAGAGCUGCCUGAAGUUGCAAAGAAUAUACAUGCAGGAGAACAAGUUAGUGACAGACCAGUCAGUGAAGGCCUUUGCUGAGCACUGCCCUGACCUCCAGUGUGUUGGCUUCAUGGGUUGUUCAGUUACUUCCAAAGGAGUCAUUCACCUAACCAAGCUAAGAAACCUGUCCAGCCUAGACCUGCGCCACAUCACUGAACUGGACAAUGAAACUGUGAUGGAAAUCGUCAAGAGGUGCAAAAAUCUCAGCUCUCUGAAUCUCUGUCUGAACUGGAUCAUAAACGACAGGUGUGCACUAGUUCCACUUACGUUGAGUUGCUGGUCUCCACUUGGGAUGAUGUCACGAGAAGGAACGUGCCAAAGAACUUCUGGAGGUGACCUGGCGGCUUCGUGCACUUCCCUGGAUUCAGGCCAGAGCUGUGGGAGGACCCGUGAUGUUUGUAGGAGUCUAAAUGGUAUAAGCAGGACCAAAGGGACAGUGGUGGGAGGCUUGCACCGCGUCUUGGUCUCACAUCUUCAUCUUCGCUGAUCUUCACUUCUUUGAGAGAGGUAAGGCAGAGGCCUUCUCCUGGCGUCCUCCCUGAUUCUGGCUUCUGCUGACUCAGACCGAUUAGGCCUGGCUGUCUCUGCUAGGUAGUGCCCUGCUGCUGAUUCCUGGUUGCAAUCCCGACUGUACCAACUGGACUGCUGGGAGAGUCGUGAAGUGUUUGUGAGUGGAUCGAGCUGCCCCUGCUGACUCCUGUGAACUGAGCUGCUGAUUUCCUGACAACCCAGAUUGAAUUUGCUCCAAAGAACAAUCCCUGAACAGGCCUAUUUCCCCCAUAUUCUAAUAACUUUGCUUUAACACCAACUCUGGUGGGUGGUGGGGUAGAAGGGGGGCGGUUAAAGCUUUUAAGAACCGUUAAUAAAAGUAUGUUUAGAAAAAUUUAAGAAGACACUUAGGCUUGCUCUCCUACUAGCUCUUAACUUAGGCUAGCCCAGUUAUACCAUUUUAUGUCUGUCACAUGGCUAGUUAAUUACCUUGCCUUUCCUCAGUUUCCCAUUUCCUCCAAGUCUGGGUGGCAAAUCUCUCAUGUCUCUCUCUUUCCCAGAGUUCCCUUCUCUCUGCCCAGAAGCCCCACCUUACUAUUUUGCCAUUUGCUAUGAUAGAUCAUAGGCUUUUUAGUUUAACCAGUCAGAUGGCACUUAGGCAGGCAAGAAAGGGCAGAGACACAUCUUCAUACAGUGUAGGGAGAUAGGAAGAGGAGAGAGAAAGGCGGCUUUUAAUGUGCAAACACAUUUUUCAUCUACUAAUUCAUGUGGCUAUUUUCAUUUGUAUGGUAAGUCUUCCUAAAAUGUAUGUAAACUACUUACUUCUAACUUAGAAAGACAGCCUUUCAUGAUUCUAUGUGAACUACUUACACAUAGCUUAGAAAGACAGCCUUCCGUGGUGUCCGUGGCAUUCAGAGCUUCGUGUGUGGGGUGGAAUGUGUGUAUUCAUGGUCACUUCUGACAUUCUGUCAUUAAAGCACCAUUAGUAAAAAUUUCUUUUGUCAUACUGGGAAGUGAGCCCAGGUCGUCGUGAAUGGACAGGUGUACCCGUGAGCUGUAGCCCUGCCCCAAGCAGGUCCUCUUGGUAAGGUACUGCAUUCAUUUAGAAACUUUAACCAUGGAGAGCUCAGUUCAAAUCCUUUAAUCUCUUAACCUCCCAGGCUUGGUUUUUGUUAUGGUUUAUGCUCUCAUUUUAAAGACGAUGACAGUUGUGGUAAUGCUAGAUUUACUCUUUCAUCACCUGAGUGCCAUCGUGCCUCAGAUGCCAUCCGAAGCUUUAAGGAUACAUUGAGGAAGCUUUUGGAUGAGAUGGUUAUCUUAGAGGUUUAUUUUUCUCUUUGUUACUGUGAUUUAGGGAUCUUAGUUUUUGACUGUGCUAAAGACUAAACCCAGAGCCGUGUGGAUGCUAGGCUAUAGCAACUGAGAGCAUCCCGGUUGUUCUUGAGAGUUCAGAACCCCGAGCACACAUGCCCGUCCACCGGGCUGCUCUUUAUGGUAUGCAAUCAAAUUUUUUUAUUCUCUUCCACAAAAUAUCUUAGUCAAUAAAUGCGGUGGCCAGAUUUGAAGCAUACUGUACAGAGGUGAGAUUAAGCACAUGGUUUUAUUCGACGUAACUCACCUAGAAUACCAUGGGAUGUUUUAGCAUUUGAAUUUAAGCUGGGCUUAUUUCAGUUAAGUUUCAAUCUUUUAAGGUUGUUUCUUUCCCUCAAUAAUCAAAACUUUAUUUAAAAACUGACCCCCAAGUAGGAGAACAUUUCUGUAUACCUUAAAAAAAUCAAACAUAAACGCAUCGGUGGAUAGGCUAAACUUACCAAAUUUAUGGCAAUGCCAUUUUUGAAGAAACACAAGUUCAUAAAGCUGUGAAGGUCGUAGCUGUGUUCUUUGUAUGAACUGAGCACUCAUCUGCUUAUCCAGCCCUGUAGGCUGGCACAGCACUGCUGAUCAAUCUCUUUGUUCCAAAAAGCUGAGGGACUGGAAGGGGGCAGUUUCUCCCCUCCUCUAUCCCGGGGAAGCAUUAAGACGCUGUUCUCAAGUCAGCCACCCUCAUCUACCCCAUUGCUUUUGGACGGAGAUGAAGGGUACACGAAUGUUAAUUGUAAAACCAACACUGAUAGCACCGUGCAGCAUAUGCUGACAAUACAGAGGCUUAACGACAGGUGCGCAGUUAGAACCAGCUCCAGCCAGGACCCGAUCAAGCCAUGCAUGGAGUCAGUGGCCUCUUCAAAUUUCUCUGUUUCCUGGAUAUCAUUAAUACCAUGGAAACCUGGUCACACAAUAAUAUUUUAUUAAAGUUUGGUCACGUUUUUUAUUAUAAUGGAGGGGAUCAAUUAAUUUCAAAAUAAAUAGGCCAUGCUGGCUUUGCUUCAUUACCUAGAGCUUUCUAUACAAUGUUUAAUCCAAGAAACAACUUACUGGACUAUGCUUCUUCAUUAGAGUAUUAGGUGUUUUUAUUUAAUUGACAAAAAUAUGAAUGAUGUAAUAUUGUUAAUCCUGUUAUGUCCGUAUUCCAGAAGUUUCUUCACUUAGUCUUUGGUGAGAAGAGAAUGAACUCUUCCUGAAGUCGAGGGUCCUGCUUUCUCAGUGUUAACAAUGGGCCCUAUUAAGCUGCUUCCAACUGAGAAAGGCUAGGAAGACUUCACAGCUGGCUGGACACCUGACAUGCCCAAGGCAGGUACUAUGACCUGCUCAUAGAGCCCUGGUUCUCCUGGGGAGAAGAGCAGUCUCCAUUCCCCUAAGUGCUUAAUUUAUUCCAGCCUCUGCAUAGAAUAAGCUUGGUGAUUUGGGACUAGAGUUGUCCCCAGGCACAACCCCAGGACCUGAUUAUCCACACCAGGGUCAGGCAGGGUCUUCCCAUUUGACCUGGUGCAGUUUUCACCCUGGGCACUUAACAAGAAUGAUAGGGUUGGCUAGAAUGUCACUCUUGAAUUUAUGUAUACUUAUGUCUUCUUUUCCAUUUACCUGAGAGACUUGCUUCAUAAAAUCCAUUAACUCAGUGAGUUGUUGAAGAUAUUAAUAUAUAAAUCAGGAAAAUCACAGUCCUAGAAUAUUUUCUUUCAUAACACAUGUGCUCUUUGAAUUUAUAGUAUGUGCAGAAUUCAUAUGCAACACAGAAAAACCAGGAAACAAUAGAAGGUAUGAAGAGUUUCUUUGGAAGAAGAGAAUAACAAGGGCGUUCAUAUAAGGAAAACAUACCUUAAAGACAGAUCUGAAUGAUCUUUGCAUGUUAGAAAGUGCAAGAUAUUGGGUGUGUUUGCCUUACAGCUUAAAUUUGGAGUUUGGGAUCAGAGAUAGCUCCUGAGAUAGAAGAGGGACCAUUUCAAGGGAUCUCAGCUAGAAUGCAAACAAAUGACACAAAGGUAAAGCCUCUGGUGUCUAACAGAGUCAGUUAAAGACUCGAGCACCUGCACGACUGAGGGAGAGGUGCGGACCAGGACGUCUGAGGGAGAGGUGUGGACCAGGACGUCUGGCUAUUGGUGGUGGCAGUGUUGCAGAAAAAACGAUGGCAUUGGAAAAUAAACACGAGCGUGAAAAAGCAGCACUCGAGGGCCAUUAGGAUGGUUUUUAAUAUUAGUAAUGUGAGACCUGGGUAUUUGCGAUUCUAGAACUUCAUCUGAUUUUUUUUUGGCUAAAGCACCCAAGAAAAUGAAACUUGUUAGAAAGUUGGAGAUUAUCAUUUUUUGGAUAAGAAUGAACUCAGCUUUGGACAUGUUCAACUUGAAGUUCAUGUCGAUGGGUGAGGCAUCGAAACUCAGUGACAGAAGCUGGGAUUAGAGAUAGAGAUUUGGAAGCUCGGGAGUUCAUUCAUUCGUGCAGUCCAUGUGUGUGUCUGGGGUUUUAAGAGGAAAGGCUUUAGUAUGAUUCUGAGGAAGGUGCAGAUAGUCUUUAGACCCUGGAAAUGUCAUGGCACACUGUCCCAACUUCUUUAGGUAGCCAGUUUGCCAGGUGCUGUGUGGUACAAACUAAUGCAAGUGUCUGUCACCUGUAGCUGUUUCCAUUAGUUAAGGUGCCCAUCAUCCUGCAAAGGAUCUGACCACAGCUGUCUGCUACAGCAGCUUCCAAAGGAUCUGACCACAGCUGUCUGCUACAGCAGCUUCCAAAGGAUCUGACCACAGCUGUCUGCUACAGCAGCUUCCAAAGGAUCUGACCACAGCUGUCUGCUACAGCAGCUUCCAAAGGAUCUGACCACAGCUGUCUGCUACAGCAGCUUCCAAAGGAUCUGACCACAGCUGUCUGCUACAGCAGCUUCCAAAGGAUCUGACCACAGCUGUCUGCUACAGCAGCUUCCAAAGGAUCUGACCACAGCUGUCUGCUACAGCAGCUUCCAAGCUGUUCUCGGUAACAUCUUCUGUUCUGCAAGAUGUGGAUGAGUGUUAAAAUUUCUGAUUAUUGAAAUCAGACAAGUGAAACCUUUUUUCUAAUUAUAUGACUUCUUACAAACUCUUAGUAAUGAAUCUGGGAAUUUCUAAGGGCCAUCAUAUUAGCCAACUUUUAAAUUUUUCUUCCAGAUUACAUUUAUUCUUUUUCAUGGAAAGCAUGAAUAGCUCAGGCUUGCUGAUGAUUAUCUUUCAAAAUUUCUUAUCUCUUAAAUUAUGCUAAUCUCUUGAUUGAAGAAAUUAGUAUAUCCACAGACUCAGUUGGACUUUUAAUCUUUAAGGGCCUUUGUUAUAUGAGAUAAGUAUCAUAAUCAUUACGUUCCAGCAUCAUAAUUAAUAAUAUUUUGAAUCAUAAAGCUGGAUAUUUAUAAGCCUUUAAGUCGAGUUUACAAAGCUUAUAUUAUUUGUUAAUAUAUUUAUUUGGAGUUAUAUUUAAAACAUUUCUAUUUCUUCAAGACUGAUCAAAUUACUUUACACAGUUCUGAAUUCCCCUAAGCAUUUCAUUCCAUUUUCAUAUUGAUGAAAUUUAUUUUUUGUGGCUCCCCCCUCCCGUGUAUCACUGGCCAUAUGAUCCAUGAGGUCAGUGGGAUGUCAGACAGGAGGUUUGGAAGCCCUGUGAGUACAUACAGGGGAUGAACAAUCUGGGUCCAGCUAUCAGGAGGUAGAUCAGUUUACUUAGAGCCACUCAAUGCUUACAAGGUUUUUGGGGAAAGAGGGCAGGAACAUCCUGGAUGGGCAAAGGUCAUUGGCUGGGGAUUCAGAGUACCUGGAAUGCCUCGUUAGCGUGGGGAAGCAUUUCAGGAAUCUCGGGUGCUAGGGAACAGGUUUUACCAGGAAGGAGAAAGGAAACUGAUCCUGUAAUCUAAUUGAGGUUAUGUGACAUUCCCUAGGUAGAGGCUUAUGUAAUGCUUAGAAUUCCACAUGCAAGGUCAGAGAAGGAGAAACCCUGCUAGUGAAGGGGGUUGCCCAUAUUGUAUCAAGCCCAGAUGCUAUCUAGUUAUGACAGACUUUGACCUUAAUUAGCCAUUUUCCCACAAUUUAUUUCUAUUUCAAACUAAGCCUUACUAACAUGUUUAAUUUUUUAAAACUCUGAUAGUGCCUCACAAAACAGCCUUCUAUACCUAACAGAAAUCUCUCCAAGCACUCCUGCUUUACUCGGACAUCAUCAAACAGUGCAUAUCAGCGUAGUGUAAAAGUAACUUUUAUUCACUUGUAAAUGUUGUCUCAGGCUUACUGCGGAAUAUUACACCCUUUCUGGCUUUCUGAACUCUGGCUGGCUGGUCCAAACUCCCCUCCCACCUGACUGAUUCAAUUUGACUUACUCUCAGCUUCUCACUGAAUUGCUCUGCUUAUCUUCAAUUAACUCUGACAAUCUGUUCUAAUCUUUGGCUUCUUUUAUGCUUCAACUACCUUGGCUGAGCUACACUACAUGAACUGUACAAACUGAACAGAACUCACAAAUAAACUCAGCUGCACUGCAGGAACCGCACUGACUGACUGACUGACAGUCUCACCUGUACUGAUCUUAAAUGGCUUCUCUUUCCUGUGCUGUUGUCAUGACAGGCGGGCAUAUCCUGUCUGUCCCUUUCUGUCAGAUCUUCCUCUGAUGCAUCACUUUGUCUGCACCUCAGUUAGACUUCACUUUUAAAUAUGGCCCCUUCCUUCUACAAACUAAUUUUACUUUAAAGUUGUGUACCAAGGGCCUGCCUGCAUCCAGCCAGAGGGGUUAAAGGUGUGUCUGUGUUCCAGCCAGAGCACACAGACCUGGCAGGUCUCAGAAUGGGAUCCCUUUGCCAGAGAAGCCAUGCUGCUGAAUUAAAAUUUCUCUACAGAUUAGUUUAAAAACUGCUCUUAAAUAUUUCAGAUCAAAACAUCAAGAUUACAAUUAGUCAGCUUAAGUAUUUUAAGUUAACAGAAACCCAGAGCAUCAGAUUUCCUAAUAUGUCAAAUUCCUCUUAAAUGUUUAAAACAUCACAAUCAUCAGAGCAUCUCCUAGCUUUAUCGAGCGUGUGAAAGCUAUUGUUUUGAUCCACAUGUGGACUUUGUAUGUUUUCCUUCUCUCUUUGAGGUGGCAGGGUUGCUUACCUGACAGGUAUUGGGGGUUACCAUGCUGGCAUUUAAACUAGGCAUGCAGUGGCUUGGCGGAUCCCACAGUGGCUCUACCUGAAGCCCUUCCUAGCGUAUAGCAUUUUUUCAUUUCAUAACUUUUUCUUGAAAACUGGAUCACGCCUCCUUCAGUUCAUUACUCUGGCCUUGGCCUUUUAAAACUCUGUUUGAUUGUCCGGUUUGCAUUUAUGGAGCUCUCUAACCCCUGUGAGUUCCUUUACCUACCCCGACUCUCCUCUCCUGGAUGCACAUCUGUACUGAUUAGCCAAGCAGGCUCAGUGGUCCUCGUUAUGAUCAUCGUCAUAUUUUCUUUACCUGCACUCGGUUGGCUUUUCGUUUAUUCCCCCUCCCCCUUCCUCCCGUUGUUGGUUAAGGAAAACUUUUUCUAGGCCAGUUUUUCAGUUUUUCUUUUCUUUUUUUUUUUUUUUUUUAGACUGUCAUUUUUAUUUUAAAUUUGGUUUCUCUCUUUCCAUCUCCCCCCACCCCCAGAAAAAAAAAAAAACAACAAACUUUGGUGUAUUCCUAAGUUUUAAGCCAGUGUUUCUGUAGCGUAACAAUAAACAGAUAGGGUCCUGGAAGGUGGUUUGCGGUGCUUUUUCAUCUGGAAUCUGGAAAGCUUGUUUACUCUCUGAGGCCUCUCUGUGUCUCUGACAACCUCAGUUUUUCCUUUUUACCUUACUCAUUUUUACUGAUGUCAUCUAUAAACUUAUAGAACUGCUCAAAGAAAUAAUGCUAAAAAUGCAGAGCCUAAGAUUUCCUCUCCUCCUUUUUCCUUACAACUAGAGAGCUGUGGAAAGAAUCUGUCUCCGUGCCACCUUUUCUCUAACAACUCGGGCUGAGCUCCCCCUGCGCGGGUCUUUUCCCUUCCUAUUAGUCCACAACACACGUGUGUAAUGAGCCCUGGGAGAGGUAGGAAGCAGUGAUCUAGUGCUGAUGUGUACGUGCUGGUUUAAGUGAGUAAAUCAAAAUGUUAUAACUUAUUAUAAAUAAACGUAUGCCAAUAUAUAGAACUAUCAGAUUUUGAAAACAAUCUAGGCUUAGAAUUCAAUAAAUAACACUCAUAUUUUCCCUAGAUUUCUCUCCCCUGUAGCACGAACCUUGAUGUUCUACUCUUGGUACCAGGAAGAGCAGCCAUCUUGUUUAUGGACCUUGGGUGCUUACUGUCUUGUCAGGGCUUUGUACCCUGAGACCGCAGACGGCUCAGGACGCUUUAUAACAGCAUACUCCGCUCUUCCUCAUGCGUCCUCAUCGGCCAAUCACCAGGCCAUGGGAAAAUACUCAGGGAUGAUGAUCUCCUUCCCCCUAGAUAAGUACAUUCUAGGUUAAACCGACUUCUUUUUCCCCCACUGUUUCUCUGUGUGAGAUUAGGGCACCUUUUAGUAUUCCAGAGCAGAAAAGAAAUCUGCAACAUGUUUGUCAUUUACUGUGACUGUCUGGGUUUAGGACAUGAAAUUCUAUCCAACAGCUUGAGCGCAGUAUUAAAAAAUGAUGUAGUAUCAAAGUCAAUGAUCACUAUGUUUACUGUAAGGAUUCAAGUGUGGGGAGUCGAUGUAGCGCUGUGAUUAGCAUUCGGUAGCCUGCCUCUGCUUGUCAAGCCAGCCAAGCCCCAUCCAUGCAUCUGUAAUGUGCCAAGCCUCUGUGUGCCCCACCCAGUCUCAGGAGGAAUUUCACACCUUUGAAAGUAUUUCUGAUGAAAAUCAAGUGUCAGGCUGGAGAGGUGGCUCAGCAGUUAAGAGCACUGAUGCUCUUCCAAGAGUCCUGAGUUCAAAUCCUAGCAACCCACAUGACAGCUCCCAACCAUCUGUAAUGGGAUCUGAUGCCCUCUUCUGGUGUGUCUGAAGACAGGUACAAUGUAUUUAUAUAUAAUAAAUAGAUCAAUCUUAAAGAAAAAGAAAAGCAAAUGUCCAUAGAGGAGAAUAUAAAAGUCACUCAGCGACCAACGCCAUCACAGGAAGCAGGGGCCAGUGAACAUACAGCUUUAUUUCUUGUUAUUGGCUAUAAUAUUAUUUUCUUGCCUAGUUUGUUUCAAUCAGACACUAGUGAUGUGUACCUAAUUGUCUUUCAGUAACAACAUUCAGUAAUAUAAACGAUGAUUUAUGCUUGAUGUCAUACUGAAUUUAUAAUAAUUUGGAAACUGGAGAAAAUGACUUUUAAGGAGUCAACAUAAGGAGCUCACUUAAGACAUCGAAUUUAAGAGAAAAACAGAUCUCUACUACUCACAGUAAAUCCAUAAGUGUGAAAUUUGGGGUGUUGCAGUGUGUAAACCAGGCACAUUUUAUUUUAAUGGAGAAGCAGCCCUGGGAAGUGCUUCCUCCUGUGUUACUGCGAGUGCGUCCAAGGCCAGAUCUUAGACUCUGAGGCACAGGCUUGCUGUAAAGUGCACACCUACCCCACGAGUCUGCUUCUGUAACGGAAGACAUAUAGACGACAUUAAGAAGCAUAAGUACCUUUUAUUUACAAAAGCUGUAAAAUCAAAAGUUAAAAUAUAUUGAUUUGCAUAUUUCUCAAUUUUGUUGUACUUUUUUUUAAAAUCAGUUUUUCAAAGCAGCUGCAUACAGGUUCCUUAUGGACUGGAAAUACUGUCGUUUCGUACAGGGUGGAUGCAGAAUGAGGAAAUACUGAUAGAGUGAUUUGGGUAAACACUUUCCACGUGUAAAAACAUUUCCACAGAAGUUUUUUUCCAAAGCGUUAAAAAAGCCCUUUGAUUAGAGUCUCAGUCUGUGGGCAUAAGCCUCCAGGGACAGCCUACCCUUCAGAGGCUGUCUCAGUGUCUGUCUUGCUUCUGAGGCUAACAUUUCAUGUUGGAGAUAUUUUUAAUUUCCCCUGUCUAUGUUUCUCACUCUCCUUGACUGACUUCUGUUAUUAUCACUGUUCAUAUUUUCUCCCAUCCUCCAUACACCGCACACAAAACUUAAGAAACUACAGUCAUCCCAAGAGGACUGUUUUUCAAGUCUGUGCGGUGGUUGAACUUGUUGUAUAUACACAGAGUGUCAGCUUAGGUAUCUCAGAGCUACCGUGUCUAGCGAACAUUCUUACCCUCAGCUGAGAUUGACAGGCUGACAUCUCAUCCUUGGCAGUGCUGGAACCCCCGAGUCAGUGAGUGUUUUACUUAAGUGAACUCUUCAGCUGUUUGCCUCUCUGAGAUCUCUGCCUGCACCACUUUUGUUCACUGAUAACAGGUUUAUGCCCCAACGUUAGUGUGAGCCACACGUUUGGUCUGCAAGCAUCGGGCCUGUUUAAGUUAUGAACUUGUUGGCAAAUGUUGCUUCAGAGUUUAUUUCGUGGUCACAAUUUGUUAGUCCCUUCCACAUUGGAAAUAGUGAUAUGUGGUGACUGGCCGCACAGCCAGGUGAGAAUGCUGGUGUGUCCAUUUCUGUAUUACUGGGAGAUUGAAAAAAAAAAAAAAAGGGGGAACCACUUCUUUUAAGGGAUCAGAAAGUUUUAGGAAGGUUGUGGUUUGCAAAUUUCACAUAUAAUUGGAAAUCAGUCAAUACAUAUUAUGGAUAAAGUAUCCACUCAUUAGUUUGUAGGCAUGUUCUAUUCAGAAAUGCUAACAACGUAUUUUCAUUUAGUUUUCAAGAAAAGGAAGUUUAUGGACAUUCAUGUUAGGGAUACUCUGAAAUAGAGACUGUAUUUGCAUGCACCGUCACAUGUAUGUUUACAGAAAAUUCUAAAGUUCCUUACUGUAGCAUUAAUAUCUGUUACAUAAUCUUGUUUAUUUCUUCACUAUUCUAUCAAAAAGUUGAAAAAUACUGAUUUAAUCAAACCUUAAAAAAUUCCCCUCUUUUCACUCUCUUUUUUUACUGCUGUCUUUCCUUUUAUAUUAUUUUUUUGCCUUAUUUCUGUUCAUAUUUUGAAGCCCAGUGUUUGCAGGUAGUUAUUUAUAUGUAUGAAUUCACUGGUUCAUUCUAGUGCGAAAUAGGUCAUUCUGGAACAGUGAGAAAUGUGAUUGCUGAAUUUCAAGCAGUUUUUGCUGCUCAGCUGGAUCUGAAGCAAAAGAAAAGGGGUCAGGACCGCACUUGUUGGGGAUUUCUUGUUGCCUUUGUCCCAGAGCGAGCCCCUCUGGGCCCUGCUGAGUGUGCCGUCUUCUCUGUGCUCAGGGAGAAGGGAGAGGGUCCAGGCUCUGAGGUUCCCAGCAGCAGGCACAUUUGCUAACUACUUACUGAUAAAAGGAAACAUAAAAGCUCACUUUAAUUAACAGGAGGAAGGAUUGUUCUCCUUAAAUGAUUAAGUAUAGUCAGUAGUGGCACUAAUACCUUUUAGGCCCAAACCUGCUACUUAUAGCGUAAUAAAAUACUAUGAAAGGCUAGAAAACCAAUACAGAAUUGAUGACUGUUCUCAUCAAAAAUAACAAAUCCUUUAACAAGAAAGUGAAAAUACUUGGGAAAAACUACAUUAUUCAGAUUUCGAGAAGAGAAAUUAGUUAACCCUGCGCCUUCUUACCCUGUGUGGAAGUGAACGUGCUAACAGGAGCUGUGUUGAAGCAGUUAUCUGUGACAAACUUGGUAAAGGACUCAUCAAUUGGAAUCUAAUUCGCACCAUCAAGUGAUUAUAAAUGUGUGUGUUACUUCAUAGGUUUCUUUUUUUGUUAAUAACAGCUCUAAUAAACUAUAAUCAUUUUCAUUAGUAUCUAUUUGAGAAGUUUCUGACAUUCUCCACUUGGAAAUACUCUUUUAUUCUAUUUUUGAUUAUUAAUAUACAUGUUUUCUGUAUUUAAAACAAAUAUGUAUUAUUGAAGAAUUUAUUUCAAUUUUAGUUCAAAGAAAGGAUCAUAUAAGAGAUUAAUUCAAAGAAUGUUUCAGGUUCUGGCUGGGUGUUCGUGGAUCAAGUGGUUUUUCUUGUAUGAAUUUUAAAGCAAGUGAAUGAAUGAUCUGACAGAGCAGCGGGAGCCCUGCUUGAUGGCCAGCGUGGGGAGCCGGCCUUCCUAGGGCCUCACCAUCAGAGCGGGUGGACCAGUCACGCCUUCCUGCCUAUAGGUCGGAGGACAAUAAAGCCUUUAAAUCUACCACAUGAAAGCCCGUUAGACAAAAAUCUUUGACGUGAAACAAGAAAUGCUUUUUUCUAUGGUUUCAACAGAGUGCGUGGGUUCUUCCCCCACUCCCACCACUGUGACCGUGGGCUUAAUGAACUGAGUAUCGUGAGGGUGAUUGUUAUAAAUGUAGUAGCAAUGUUAAAGGUAUGGCAAAAUCAUACAUUUCGAUCAUAUGUUAUUGUUUUCAUAUAAUUUGUUUUAUUAGGUGUAUAUGGAAUUGUAGUUGACUAGUAUUGCAUGCCCGAGAGGCAUGGAAGUAAGAGAAGUACUCUACUUUGUAGGUGAAGUAAAUUUUUUCUUGUUUAUAGGUGAGGAUCUUUGACAAGAGAUAGGUUAACAAGAGAAAAGUUCUUUCAGUUUUACUCAAUACAGCAGCCCUCAAAAUGAAGGCCUGAUGAAACUGGAAAGCCAGUGUGUCUUUCUAAUGCUGGGCUUGAUGAAGAAGAGGAUGGCAUGGAGUUGUGUGGAAAGGAGGCGUGGCCAUUGGUUACCAACUUAGGGGCCCUUUUUAUUCAGAAUCUCUUUUGGUGUCCCUGUAUCUUCAGAGAUUCGAGUUCCUGCAUUCUCUGGAGAUAGGUGUGCUCUUCUCACCACAGCCCAGGUCAGAACUGGGUGAGGAAACCCAGAGAUGCCCUCGACGGUUGGCGAUUGCUCAGAUGUUAAGGCGCCAUAUUUGUGGAAGUACAUUCUGAAGCCAUCAGCCCCUCCAGUGUUCUUUGCUCUCUUCUCUCUUUCCAUCAGUGCUGUUCACCUCUCGUGCCUCUUACUUUGUGGAAGAUGUGUCUUUAGGGUAAGCAAACAGAAUGAUGAUAUGUCCUAUAACGCGUCUGGCUUCAAGUCAUAGACCUAGAUUUCUAAGGAGAGCUCCACUUGGUAAUGAAGACUGGAAACCAUUUAUGAGGUUGUCUGUUGCAGUAGGAGAACCUCAGUGUUAUGUUAAGCUUUUACAGACCUUUACUCCUCUUUGUUUAAACACAAGGAUCCAGUUUUUAUCUGAAAAUGUUGUGAUCACACUCAUUCCUCGGUUCGUCUAUCACCCUUCAGACAUUUUAGAUACUCAACUCAGAGGCUAUACGAAUGACUGAUCCAUGGAGCUCAGCAGUACUUCAUAAGUUUCUGAGGACUUUCAUUGAGUUCAUCUGAAUAGUGAUGCAUUUAUUCAGCAAAUACCUUGUAACCUUCCUACCCUUAGCACUGUAGCUAGCUCAGCAGGCAAAUAGAGACCCAGCGUCUGGGUCACCAUCCAGUAAAUGAUGUAAGUGAGCAAGCAAGAACGGUGGUUAGGACCAGGGAGUGUGAGCAAAGGUCACUGUGAAUAUAGGGAUAGGGUGUGCAGUUGAGGAGUGUAGGUUGGCGUCUUCUCCAUGGUGAAGCUGCCCUUCCCGGAAGAGGUGGCAGUAGGUAAGGGGAAGGAGUAAGCCAUGUAUAUAAA
Rattus norvegicus (Norway rat) is the source of this 27690-nucleotide messenger RNA. RefSeq names its product F-box and leucine-rich repeat protein 17 (gene Fbxl17). The record is from RefSeq and is a predicted model, not a curated record. Gene Ontology annotation, cellular component: nucleus; cytoplasm. NCBI's taxonomy places the organism in Eukaryota, Metazoa, Chordata, Mammalia, Rodentia, Muridae.